This is a messenger RNA of Nerophis lumbriciformis (worm pipefish), 540 nucleotides long. The record is from RefSeq and is a predicted model, not a curated record. Lineage: Eukaryota; Metazoa; Chordata; Actinopteri; Syngnathiformes; Syngnathidae.
UCAGAAGGACAAGGCUCUUGUGGCAUGACGACGACAAACAAAGGAAAUAAAGCCUUAAAGGUGAAGCGAGAGCCAGGAGAGAAUGGCACCAGCUUGACAGAUGACGAGCUGGUGACCAUGUCGGUGCGGGAGCUUAACCAGCAUCUCCGGGGGCUCACCAAGGAGGAGAUCCUGCAACUCAAGCAGCGGCGGCGCACUCUGAAGAAUCGGGGCUACGCCGCCAGCUGUCGGGUGAAGAGAGUUACCCAGAAGGAAGAGCUGGAGAAGCAGAAGGCUCAGCUGCAACAGGAGGUGGACAAACUGGCCAACGAGAACGCUUCCAUGCGCCUGGAGCUGGACGCUCUCAGGUCCAAGUACGAGGCCUUACAGACCUUUGCCAGGACUGUGGCCAGGAGCCCCACCGUGGGGGUCGGAGUUCGGGCUGGAGGGGGAGGAGGAGGGGUGGCAUCAUCUGUCAUCGGUCCACUUAUACCUGGGAAGGCGGCAACGGCGACGAGUGUUAUCACGAUAGUCAAGUCCAAAACAGAUGCGCGCUCUUGA